UGGAAGGAAAUCCGAACCCGAGUCAGUUCAACAGCCAGGAAAAUAUGAAUGCACAACCACAUCUCACCAUGGAGGGUCCCACAAAGAAGAUCACUACGUACAGCUUUUUCAGGAACAAUGACGAUGAAGAUGUAAGAAAUGCAUCAGGAUCACCUUCUCUUGGGCGCGAUGGGUCCCCUAUUAGCCCAUCCCAUCCUCAGGAGCACAAAAUGAUUCCUUCAAAGUUUGGACAGCCUAGUGGACAAGAUAUGAAUUUCAGCCACCCAGAGCCAGAUUUCAGCUCACAGUUAUAUUCCCAACCCCAAUACGAAAGCAUGAAAACUUCAAAAGAUCAUGACCAAAGCGACGCUAGCUUGUACUCAGGCUUCAAUAACUUCAGUGAAAAGUCCUUAAGGAUAGACCCUCAUGGCCAAGUUGAUCCUUCUCCUACUGGGCAAGGUUUCGUGCCUCACUUUAUUGACGAUGACAAUACUCCUGAUGAGAAAGACUUCAAAGGUAUUGGAAGUAUAGAAGAUUCCAAACUAGAUCUUGAAGAUGACGAUUUCGAAAUUUCAAAUUUCUAUCCUCAGCAGAAUAACAAACCUCCAAACAUGAUUAAUCAAAAAGAAUAUCACCAACCAGGAGCAAGUUAUCAGCAAACAUAUUCCCAGAACAUUCCUCCUAAAUCUCAAUCUCCUGGCUAUCAGCAAAUGCCAGUGAUUCAUCAGCCAGAACACCAAAUGAUACACCAGCCAGGCUCUCAGAUGGUCCAUGGCCAGCCUGUCUACAUGAAUCAGUACCCUCAACAAGUCCCGAAACCUAUGCCCAACUAUGGACCUGACCCUCACGGAAUGCCUGCCUACAACCAGCCUCACUACCCGAUGGGCAAAGAAAUGAACUACAUGCACAACUACCAGUAUGGGUACGGAGCUCCCCAGUAUGGCCACCAGUACAAUCAGCAGUACUACGGAGGAGCUGCCCCUAACACAGAAUACCUAGAGCAGAGAAGAAUUUCGAUGCCGAUGAACCACUAUGCAGCUCAGCUCGAACAGCCAGGCUACCAACAAGUGCACCAGCAAAGCAGAUCCAACAGCAUGGCUGAUGCCAUGAACCCGAGGCAGUUCAACGGGGGCAAGGGUCACAACUCAGGGCCACCGCCUGGACUCAACAGAUUCCCAGCGACUAGUGGUAGACUCAAAGUCACUCGGAACUUCUCGAGUCAUGAUGCAUCUGGAGACCAGGCUGACAUCCAGGGUCUGACUGGGGACUUCGCUAAAAUGCACUGUUCCAACAUAGACUUCUCUAAAAUGGACUUGAGUCAGAACCAGAUGGCCUCAGGGAUCCAGCCAUCCAAAGUCAGAGCAGCCACUGGUGAAAUGAGUGCUCACUCAAACUCAACUAUCAAAGAAGAAGACUUUGACUCUGAGAAAGAAGCCCACGAGCGAGACCCCAACUCAUCUUCAGCAGGUGGAACAGGCCCUGAGACUGGUCCUGAGCCUGGCCCUGAGACUUCUCAGUAUGUGUUUGGUAACGCCACACAUACUGCCAGUGUUACAAACACCAAAUCACUAGCCAAAGUCCACAUGGCUAGGAACCAGAAACGGAGAGAAAGCCAUCAAAUUCCAAUGAAGAGCCUCGAAGACAAGAAACUCUUGAAGUCUCCAAUGAAGAGUUCUUCUGUAGCAUGGGUUCCGAAUGACAGCAGGACUUCAUCGAUGCCUAACAUCUUCCAGCCAUUCGGAGGUCACGACCACUUCUACCCACAAGAACACACAGCCUACUACAACUACAACACACAUGACAGACCUCAGCAAAUGAUGGGGUACAAUCAGCCAGCCAUGAGUGCAAACCCUGGUCAUGCUAGGCCUCAAUACGGUCGUCCAGGUGUACAGAAUGGGCCGAGCCUUGGUGGUCCUGCAAUGCCUGACUACGACUAUGACCAGAGACGAAACUCAGGAACCACUGGCGGGUCCAGCAACCUCGGAAAGAGCCUCAAGUUUGCUCAGAACAAGCCUAAGCCCAAGAAGCCAGCUUCUAAAGCUACCAAAGACUUCAGUGCUCUCAAAAAUCAGAACAGUAAAAGCAGGAGGUCCAGCACUCACAGCAUUUCGAUUCCAUCAAACGAUAAAAGCAUUGUAGAUUGUAAAGGGCAGAUCCCUGCGCUGGCCAAGAACCAGCAAGGCUCCAAGUACUUGCAAAGAGUGCUCGCUAAGGCUUCUCCUGACGUCCUUGAGUUCAUUGUAGUUGAAGCCGGAGACAGUCUUCAUGAACUCAUGGUUGACUCCUACGGGAACUAUUUCUGCCAGAAGCUACUUCAGAGCUGUUCGAGCAAGCAAAGACUUUACUUGCUGACCAAGAUCAGUCCACAUGUCGUCAACAUUUCUUGUGACAAGAGAGGCACCCACUCGAUGCAGAGUCUGAUCCAACUCAUCAACAUGCAAGAAGAAGAGGAUGCGCUCGAACAUGCACUACGCGAACACGUCGUCAGUCUGUCGUUUGAUCCGAAUGGAACCCAUGUGCUGCAGAAAGUGAUCCUGACUGUGAAAGUGGCCAAACUCGACUACAUAUUUGAGGCGUGCUUCGAUAAACUGCUGGAGCUGUCUCUUGACUCGAACGGACUCUGUGUUAUCAAGAAGAUCAUCGCAAGGUUCUCGAGUGCUCCUGACAAGAAAGCCCUCCUCGUUGAGAAACUGAGCGAUGACUGAGUGCAGCUGGUACAGAGUCCGUACGGAAACUACGCUGUGCAACAAGCCAUCGACUAUUGGGACAACGAAGACCUGCACCAGAUAUACAUGAACUUGCUGGCUAACGUUCUUCAAUUGUCGAUGCAGAAGUUUUCAUCGAAUGUGAUUGAGAAGUGUUUGGAUAAAGCAGAUGACGAAGUACUAAUACAAUAUGCUGACAAGCUGAGCGAGCCAGAAACAAUGAAAAGCCUUGCUAAAAGCAAUUACGGAUUCUACGUCGCUCAGAAAUUAAAGAACUGAUGCUCCCAUCUGGAAGGAAUUGCCGAAAAGAUACAAAUAUAAUCCAAAAUAUACUAUGCCGUCAAUAGAGU
This is a messenger RNA of Moneuplotes crassus, 3034 nucleotides long. NCBI's taxonomy places the organism in Eukaryota, Ciliophora, Spirotrichea, Euplotida, Euplotidae. The record is from the annotation of a GenBank genome assembly.